Kogia breviceps (pygmy sperm whale) is the source of this 5444-nucleotide messenger RNA. RefSeq names its product SAM and SH3 domain containing 1 (gene SASH1). Gene Ontology annotation, molecular function: mitogen-activated protein kinase kinase kinase binding. Gene Ontology annotation, biological process: positive regulation of JUN kinase activity; positive regulation of non-canonical NF-kappaB signal transduction. NCBI's taxonomy places the organism in Eukaryota, Metazoa, Chordata, Mammalia, Artiodactyla, Physeteridae. The record is from RefSeq and is a predicted model, not a curated record.
AAUGACCCAACCCUACAGAUUGGUCUCCGACAAGAGCGUGCUCUGAGUUGUAGGCAGUUCGUGCCACGGGAACACUAAGUCUAGAACAUUAAACUUAUCAUGUUAAAUUGAUUUCUGGAUGUUUCUCUGUGGAAGUCUUGGAAUAGUCCUCCCCUUCCUUUCUUUGAGCCAAGAAAACUCUGAACCAGAACAAUUCAAUUUCAAUUUGUGGAAAGGCUCUACUCCAUGGACUAAACAUAGUGCUAAGACAGAUUGGUGGGGAAGGGGGCAGGGACAUUUUGAUCACUUUGGCAUGUAACUAAAAUAUCUGAAUUUCUAGUUAAUCGCCCUGAGAUGUAUUUACAAGCUUUGUUUCUGAGGAGUAUUUGCAAGCCUCGUUCUCAAGCCUGGGAACCUCAGGAGCAAAACCUGCUUUUAAGCCAUAGUUCUUGUGUUAUAUGUUAAGCAUUUGGAAGGAACCCCAAGGAGGCCUCAGGAAGCAGUUACUGCCUCUUGACUUAUCAUCCUGAAGGCGAUUUGUUUUAAAGUUGAUAAUCCCUAGAGCUACAAGAGUGUCCCACAUCUGCCCUGAAUUGAAAACAGAUUGCCAUUAAGAGCCUUACAUCAGCGCUGCGAAUUCAUUCGAUCUGAGUCAGAAAGGAAGUUGGAGAACAUUCGAACGUAUGGCCUGAUAGCAACACGGCAGCUCCCUUCAUGGAGGACCAAGACGGCAGGGACGGCUCCCUGGGAAACAUCGAUGACCUGGCGCAACAGUAUGCAGAUUAUUACAAUACGUGUUUCUCCGACGUGUGCGAGAGGAUGGAGGAGCUGCGGAAACGGCGGGUUUCCCAGGACCUGGAUGUGGAGAAACCCGAAGCCAGCCCAAUGUCACUUCAGCUGCGGUCCCAGAUCGAAGAGUCACUGGGCUUCUGUAGCACCGUGUCAACACCAGAAGUGGAAAGAAAGAAUCCUCUUCGUAAGUCACACUCGGAAGACAGCUCUGUAGGAAAAGGAGAUUGGAAGAAGAAAAAUAAGUAUUUCUGGCAGAACUUCCGAAAGAAUCAGAAAGGAAUAAUGAGACAGACUUCAAAAGGGGAAGAUGUGGGUUAUGUUGCAAGCGAGAUCACAAUGAGUGAUGAGGAACGGAUUCAGCUGAUGUUGAUGGUCAAGGAAAAGAUGAUCACCAUUGAAGAAGCACUUGCUAGGCUCAAGGAGUAUGAGGCCCAGCACCGGCAGUCAGCUGCCUUGGACCCUGCUGACUGGCCAGAUGGUUCUUACCCACCAUUCGAUGGCUCAUCAAACUGCAAUUCAAGAGAACAGUCAGAUGAUGAAGCUGAGGACUCGGUGAAGUUUAAGAGGUUGCACAAGCUGGUGAACUCCACUCGCAGAGUGAGGAAGAAACUAAUCAGGGUGGAAGAAAUGAAGAAGCCCAGCACUGAAGGCGGGGAGGAACAGGUGUUUGAGAAUUCCCCGGUCCCGGAUGAAAGGUCUGCCCUGUACUCGGGAGUGCACAAGAAGCCAUUUUUCUUUGAUGCCUCUCCUGAGAAACCUCCAGAAGAUGAUUCAGACUCUCUCACCACUUCUCCAUCAUCCAGCAGCCUGGACACCUGGGGUGCCAGCCGCAAGUUGGUCAAAACCUUCAGCAAAGGAGAGAGCCGGGGCCUGAUCAAGCCCCCCAAGAAGAUGGGGACGUUCUUCUCCUACCCAGAAGAUGACAAGGCCCAGAAGGUGUCCCGCUCCCUCACCGAGGGGGAGAUGAAGAAGGGUCUCGGGUCCCUGAGCCACGGGAGAACCUGCAGUUUUGGAGGAUUUGACUUGACAAAUCGUUCUCUGCACAUUGGCAGUAAUAAUUCCGACCCAUUGGGUAAAGAAGGAGAUUUUGUGUAUAAAGAAGUAAUCAAAUCACCUACCGCCUCCCGAAUCUCUCUUGGAAAAAAGGUGAAAUCAGUGAAAGAGACAAUGAGGAAGAGAAUGUCUAAAAAAUACAGCAGUUCUGUCUCUGAGCAGGAUUCAGGCCUUGAUGGAAUGCCGGGCUCCCCUCCAUCCUCUCAGCCUGACAGCGAACACAUGGACAAGCCCAAGCUCAAAGCCGGAGGUUCUGUGGAGAGUCUGCGGAGUUCUCUGAGCGGUCAGAGCUCAAUGAGUGGUCAAACAGUGAGCACCACCGAUUCCUCGACCAGCAACAGGGAGAGUGUUAAGUCGGAAGACGGUGAUGACGAGGAGCCCCCGUACCGGGGCCCGUUCUGUGGGCGCGCCAGGGUGCACACCGACUUCACGCCCAGCCCCUAUGACACAGACUCACUCAAGCUCAAGAAAGGAGACAUCAUUGAUAUAAUCAGCAAACCCCCCAUGGGCACCUGGAUGGGCCUGCUGAACAACAAGGUGGGGACAUUCAAAUUCAUCUACGUGGACGUGCUCAACGAGGAAGAGGAGAAGCCCAAGCGGCCCACCAGGAGGAGGAGGAAAGGAAGACCCCCCCAGCCCAAGUCGGUGGAGGAUCUCCUGGAUCGCAUCAACCUCAAAGAGCACAUGCCCACUUUCCUGUUCAAUGGAUAUGAAGAUCUGGACACCUUUAAGCUCCUGGAGGAGGAAGACUUGGACGAGUUAAAUAUCAGGGACCCAGAGCACAGAGCUGUCCUCUUGACAGCCGUGGAGCUGCUACAGGAGUAUGACAGUAACAGCGACCAGUCCGGAUCCCAGGAGAAGCUGCUUGUUGACAGCCAGGGCUUGAGUGGAUGCUCUCCACGAGACUCAGGAUGCUAUGAAAGCAGUGAGAACUUGGAAAACGGCAAGUCUAGGAAAACCAGCCCCUCUGCCAAAUCUUCAGCCGAGUCCGGCGUGAAGUCUUUCAACAGGAAUCAGCUGGGCAACUAUCCAACCUUGCCUCUAACGAAGCCAGUAGAUGCGCUGAAGCCGGGAGGGGAGGGGAGGCUGGGCAGCGGUCUCACCCCUCACACCUCCAAGCACUGCGAUCUCCCGUGUGUGACUGACUUGCAUAAAAACCGAAGGAGCCUCCCCGUUUCCAUCUGCCGGAGCUGUGAGACCCUGGAGGGCCCCCAGACCGUGGAGACUUGGCCCCGAUCCCACUCCCUGGAUGACCUUCAAGGAGAGCCUGAAAAAGAUGUGCCUGGUGAGGUGACAGAACCUUCCCCUCAGAUUGUACCCAAAGUGCCACAAAAGACAGCCCCCUCCGUCACAAAGGUUCAAAGCCCCAAACUAGACUCUGCUGUUGACAAUGCACUGCUACUGACCCAAAGCAAGAGAUUUUCUGAACCUCAGAAAGUGACUACUAAGAAACUGGAUGGCCCGAUGGCUGCCUUGUCACAUGGCACCUCCCCUCCUCCGUGUUUACCCAAAACCUAUGACGCCCAACCGCCCGCCGUUAAACACGGUCUAACAAGGACGCCUCUUGAGGGUCACAGGAAAGGACUCGAUUUCGAAGGGACACAUCACCCCCCGGGCACUAAAGAAGGCGUGGAUGCUGAGCAGAGGGGCCCCGAGGCCAGAACGCAGGCCAGACCUCCCGCCCAGCCUCCCCCCGUCCCCGCCAAGAAGAGCAGGGAGCGCCUCGCCAACGGGCUGCCUCCUGUCCUUCCUGGUCCCCCCGGCGCCCCUGGCCCCGAUGCACCCAGCCUGCCCCUUAAAAAGGGCAGCCCCGGUGGCCCCGGCGACUGUCCGCCGCCGCCAGCGGCCAGGCCUCCCCCAGGGCCGGAGCCGGGCAGCCCGCCGAGCGCCAGGCCUCCACCCUGGCUGUCGGAGCUGCCUGAGAGCGCCAGCCUCCAGGAGCACGGCGUGCGGCUUGGCCCUGCCCUGGCCAGGAAGGUCUCCUGCACCCGCGGGGUGGACCUGGAGAUGCUCACCGAGAAGAAGCUGCGGGCCGAAGGCAUCGAUCUCACCGAGGAGCCCUAUUCCGAUAAGCACGGCCGCUGUGGGAUUCCCGAGGCCCUGGUUCAGAGAUAUGCGGAAGACUUAGAUCAGCCCGAGAGGGACGUUGCCACCAACAUGGACCAGAUCCGCGUGAAGCUGCUUCGGAAGCAGCACCGCAUGGCGAUCCCAAGCGGUGGACUCACAGAAAUCUGUAGGAAGCCCCUGUCUCCCGGAUGCGUUUCAUCCGUGUCGGAUUGGCUGGUUUCCAUCGGUCUGCCCAUGUACGCCAGUGCCCUCACUGAAGCGGGCUUCAGCACGCUGGGCCAAGUGCCUUCUCUGUCCCACACUUGCCUUCAGGAGGCCGGCAUCACAGAGGAGAGACACAUAAGCAAGCUCGUGUCUGCAGCCAGACUCUUCAAGCUGCCACCAGGCCCCGAGGCCAUGUAGUCAGGUCCGAAGUGGACCUCCCUGGACAAGAGCCACCCGUUCACUGUGUUGAUGAUGCUGAUGCAAUUCCUCCUUGGCUGGACAUGCAGACCAGACCCAGAAGAAAGGCCCAGUGUGUGGCCAGCAGAACUCGGAAUCUUGGCACGGGACUCUCUUCUCCAGAAAAGCCCCCUCCAGGAAAUUGGUGUGGUUCUCUUUGACCCCCAAAGAAAAGACAAGCACUUAUUUUUGUUUUCAGGACACAAUAGAACAAAGAUGCCAACUUGCCACAAAUGCUCUGCCUGCAGUCUGUCUUGGUGCACUGGGUGAGGGCAGGGGGCAGGGCAGGGGCAGCCUGUCCUGUUUCUAAGCGUGCUUCUAGCCCUUCUGUCUGUCACCUUGCAGGGUUCCCGAGGCCCAGAUGGGCUUUAGCCAGGCCAAAGUAACAGACUCGGGAGUGAUUGUACACUAUUGACCAGGCUCAUUGGUUCAAAAAUAAGAAAAUCUGGCUGCACUAGGGAAAAAAAGAGCCCUCUUCUCCUUUAGAUACACAAGAGACGUUUUAAUAAUUGCUUUCUAGCAAUCAGCUUUUAUUUGCCUUAAUGUAAGCUUUUAAGCAGUUAUCUAACUUAGUGUUCACUACCAUGUAACCAUAGUUCCAAAUCGUCAUCUUAGACAGCCAUCUAACGUAUCUGGGAUGUUUCCAGCAGAAAUGGGCUUUUCUAAUUGUCUCACUCUAACAUGGCUUAUUUUAUGGGGGUGUUUAUCAGGCCAAAUUUCAUGUUGACUUUUCAGUUUUUAAACUAACUACAAAUCUGGUAAAAAGCGCUCUUAAGUUCACAGAGGUAUCACGUGUGAGAGUAUAUGUGUGUGUCUGAGGUUAUGAUCUUUCAUUUUAAUCAGUUUAGUGUUGUUACCACUUUGGUCGUGCUGUAGUAUUGACUUGGAAUCUUGACCGUGUCCAUUCCAAAAUUCAGUCAUUAGCUAACAGAUCACCUUUGCAAAAGGUCACUGUAGGGGCUUCCCUGGUGGCGCGGUGGUUGGGAGUCCUCCUGCCGAUGCGGGGGACACGGGUUCGUGCCCCGGUCCGGGAGGAUCCCACAUGCCGCGGAGCGGCUGGACCCGUGAGCCAUGGCAGCUGAGACUGCGCGUCCGGAGCCUGUGCUCCGCAA